Messenger RNA from Strongylus vulgaris, 231 nucleotides. The record is from the annotation of a GenBank genome assembly. Lineage: Eukaryota; Metazoa; Nematoda; Chromadorea; Rhabditida; Strongylidae.
AUGGUAGGCGGUGAAGAAACCAUACAAGCUGCACUAAAAGGGUACCUCAGUUAUAUUGAUAAGGAGGCUUUUCAAGAUGUCAGCGAUACUGGGUUUAAGUAUAGCGGUGAGAAAAAUUUGGAGGCAUAUGCGAACUUGGUCAAUCCGAAAACAACACAAAUUGGUUGCGCAAUAGAGAAAUGUCCGGAUGACUACUACUACUCAGUGUAUUGCAUCACCAAUCAAAAGUGA